Oryza brachyantha (malo sina) is the source of this 927-nucleotide messenger RNA. RefSeq lists its product as uncharacterized. The transcript has a single exon. The record is from RefSeq and is a predicted model, not a curated record. NCBI's taxonomy places the organism in Eukaryota, Viridiplantae, Streptophyta, Magnoliopsida, Poales, Poaceae. Bases 40 to 555 code for a protein of 171 amino acids.
CCUCCACACCCCUCUCCGCUCACUCCGAUCGCUCUCGCCAUGGACGGCGGCGGCGGCUACAGCCCGCGCUUCCAGCGGCAGGCGUCCUGCUCCUGCGCGCCAUCCAUCUCCAUGUCCCGCCGAUACGUGCGCGGCGGCUUCGACCUCGCGGGCGACGGCGACGACGACGACGAGUACGACUACGACUACCUCGGCGGCGCCGGCGCGUUCGACAAGUCCGACCGGUACGGCGCCGGCGCCGGCGCCUCGGACGCGUCCCGCGGCGCGAGGGCGCCGCCGGCGUCGGCGUCGGCGGGGCGCGGGUGCGGGACGAGGCUGAGGGGCCUGUGGCGGCGGAUCAUGCGGGAGAACAAGAAGCGGAUCCUGCUCUGCGCCACCGGCUGCGUUCCGGCGUCGGCCGCGGCGGCGGCGGCGGCGCGGGUGCCGUACGACGCCUACAGCUACGCGCAGAACUUCGACGACGGCGCGGCGUGGGUAGAGCCGGAGAACCUCUCGCGCUCCUUCUCCGCGCGCUUCGCCGUCCCGUCGAGGGUGCUGCAGCGGGUCGCCGUGUAGACGACGACGGCGACCAUCCAAGAGAAAACCGGUGGCUUUCUCUUCUUCAUUUUUUUUCCUCAAUUUCUCUCUCUUUUUUUGUUUCUCCCUUUCUCCUCCCAAUUUUGGAGUCAAAAACUGUGAAAAGAGAAAUUGUCCUCAUCUGUAAAUGUCAACUCUUCAUGCGUGAUCAGUAAUUGCAGCAAAAUUUAUGAACGCCUGCCAAAUUUAUCUCACAUACCAGCUAUCAAAGCAUCUGUGUAGAUAUGAUCAGAAGCAAUCUUCAAUAAAAUUUGCCUGCAGCGGAUAGCAUUUCUUACACAUUGUCUAAAAAAGAUUCCUUUUUUUUUUGUAAAACAUGAUGAUUAGUUUGCUAAUAUCAUCUGAUUACUU